This is a messenger RNA of Brassica oleracea var. oleracea, 642 nucleotides long. RefSeq names its product auxin-repressed 12.5 kDa protein-like. The record is from RefSeq and is a predicted model, not a curated record. Lineage: Eukaryota; Viridiplantae; Streptophyta; Magnoliopsida; Brassicales; Brassicaceae. The transcript is spliced from 3 exons. The coding region runs from base 121 to 378 and encodes 85 amino acids.
GCUUCUCUUUCCCAUCUUUAUAUAAAUAAAACCACCACUAUCCUCAUCUCCAAUACAGAACAAGAACAAAAAACGUAAGAGACCAUUAACAAAACCUUUUCGUAAAUCUUGAUUGGAGAUAUGGGAUUGUUGCACAAGCUGUGGGAUGAAACGGUGGCCGGUCCUGCGCCCGAAAAUGGUCUGAAGAAGUUGAGAAAUCACAAUUCUGCUACAAAGAAUAGUAACCAGAAGUUGAUGGUGAAUCCUGGUCGUGUCCUGGAUUCGCCCGUUGGAUCAAGCACCCCGGGUUCUCCUUUGACUCCUGGAACACCAAGUGAAACACAUGCCACAAGUCUCAAUGCUUGUGAUUGGAUUGUGCUAAACGCAUUGGACCGUUGAAAGAGAACAAUCUACGAGUGUAUAAGUAACCGAUCCAACACCUACUACGUUCUCUUGUAUUUCUAUGCAGUGACCAUAUUGUUAAAAAUGUAUGCAUGUAAAUAGUAGUCAGUCUCACGUCGCCCUUUUUAGAACUUGUGUUUGUCUUCUGCAUGUAAAUAGUAGUGACCAAGAUGGAUUGUUCUUUGGAAACAUGGUUUCUCUAAUAUGAAAUGUCCCCUUAAUUACUGUUGGUAAUUAAAGAAGAACAUAUUUUGUGAUGUA